Messenger RNA from Pipistrellus kuhlii (Kuhl's pipistrelle), 1710 nucleotides. It is a transcript of the gene CSPG5, whose product is annotated as chondroitin sulfate proteoglycan 5. The record is from RefSeq and is a predicted model, not a curated record. The transcript has 8 exons. Gene Ontology annotation, biological process: nervous system development. Bases 140 to 1387 code for a protein of 415 amino acids. NCBI's taxonomy places the organism in Eukaryota, Metazoa, Chordata, Mammalia, Chiroptera, Vespertilionidae.
GCGGCGGGCACGGGAGCGGCAUGCGGCUCCUCGCGCUGCCCAUCGCGGGCUGAGACGCCGCAGUCAGUCCGCGGGCAGCGCGGCGGCGGAGCGGAGGCCAGCGAGCGGGACGGACCGCGGGCAGCGCCGGGGCCGCGCCAUGGGCCGCGCCGGGGCCGGGGGCCCGGGCCGGGGGCCGCCGCUGCUGCUCCUGGCGGCCGCGCUGGUGCUGGCCGGGGCCGCGCCGGCGCGCGAGGCGGGCAGCGCCGUGGCCGUGGACGUGGACGAGCCCGCACCGACCACCCCCGCGUGGGAGCCGCGAGCCAACGCCACGCGGGCGCCGGCGGGCCCGCCCGGAGCCGGGGCGGCGGAGGCCUGGACGGCGGAGGCCGCGGGGGGCCCCGGGGCGGGCCCGGAGGACGCGCUGGAGGCCUCGGCCGUGACGGGCACCGCCUGGGAGGCCGACGGCCCGGGCCUGGGCGCGGGGCCCGCGGAGGCGGGCAGCGGGGACACGCAGGCCCCGCCCGCCACGCCCCGGGCCCCGGCCCCGGCCCCGGCCCCGCGGAGGACGCGGGCGGCCGAGACGCCCUCCUGGAGCCUGCUGGACCUCUACGACGACUUCACCCCCUUCGACGAGUCCGACUUCUACCCGACCACGUCCUUCUACGACGACCUGGACGAGGACGGGGACGGGGACGGGGAGGGCGGCCCGGCGCCCGGGCCCGGCACCGGGCCGCCCCCCGGCUGGUGGCACGCCGUCCCCCCGCGCCCCCCGGGCCCGGCCCCCGGCGGCGGCAUCGCCCUCCGGCCGCGCCCGGGGGAGCCGGCCCGGGACCCGGCCGCCGGCGAGAACGGCACCGCCUGCCGCAGCGGCUUCGUGCGGCACAACAGCUCCUGCCGCUCCGUGUGCGACCUGCUGCCCAGCUACUGCCACAACGGCGGCCAGUGCUACCAGGUGGAGGGCAUCGGCGCCCUCUGCAGGUGCAACACCCAGGACUACAUCUGGCACAAGGGCACGCGCUGCGAGUCCGUCAUCACCGACUUCCAGGUGAUGUGCGUGGCCGUGGGCGCAGCCGCCCUGGUGCUGCUCCUGCUCUUCAUGAUGACCGUGUUCUUCGCCAAGAAGCUCUACCUGCUCCGCACCGAGAACACCAAGCUGCGCCGGACCCACAAAUUCCGGACCCCGUCCGAGCUCCACAAUGACAACUUCUCCCUGUCCACCAUCGCCGAGGGCUCGCACCCGAACGACGACCCCAGCGCCCCCCACAAGAUCCAGGAGGUCCUCAAGUCCUGCCUGAAGGAGGAGGAGCCCUUCCUGGCCCAGAACUCCCUGUCGCCCAAGCUGGAGGGCGGCCGCAGGGACCCGGCCCAGCUGGAGCCCAACUGCCUGCAGAACAACCUGACCUGAGGGGGCGGGUGGCGAGGAGGGGGGGCGGGCGGCGAGGAGGGGCCAGGGCGCCCUCGGUAGCUGUGCGUCCAGCUUUUCCUUUUCUGUCUCAUGGCAUGCUUCGUGUGUGUUGUCCGGGAGGGAGACCGCGGGCCGCGGGCCGAGCAGAGCCGCGUCCGUGGGGGUGUCUGUGCGUCUGUCCGUCCAUUGCUUCUGCCGCUGUGGUUUCUAAGCCUCCGCUGUCAUCCAGCUGACUUUUUCUUUUUGUACUCGGGCCCACCUUUUUUUGAAAUGCCAAUAAACACAACAACCGUUCUUGAAAUAAAACUUUUUAAAAAGCCGUC